GGAAAUGUGAUGUGGUUGUUUUUGGAUGAUAAUGCGGCUUUGUUUUCUGUUUUUUUGAAGGUUUGAGUGUUGCGGUAUAUGUUACUUGACGAGAUGUUUGGGUUCUCGAAAAGGCGAAUGAAACUCGGGAGAUUGAACUCAGCUCAAGGAACUAGAAGUCCUAUGAGGCACCCCAAGCGUUCUAGCAAUUCCAGUGGUGAAGCUGUUCCUCCCAGUAAUAAUGAUUCUGAAGAAAAGAGCUGCCAAUGCUCAUCAGGUGCACCUGAGUUUAACGAUUGUGCUUCAGGUGGCUCAGAAAAUUGGAUGCUUCUUUCUAUAGCUGGAGAGAAACCUACACCUCGCUUCAAUCAUGCAGCAGCUGUUGUUGGGAACAAGAUGGUGGUUGUCGGUGGAGAAACUGGUAGCCGUAUGUUAGAGGAUGUGCAGGUGGCAUACUUGAUACCAGUGGCAUGCGUUCAUUUUCAUUUCAGGUGCUAAAUUUUGAUAGCUUUUCCUGGACAACAGCUUCAUCAAAGCUCUACCUCUCGCCCACCAGUCUUCCUCUAAAGAUCCCAGCAUGCAAGGGUCAUGCUUUGGUUCAAUGGGGUAAAAAGAUUCUUAUGGUUGGAGGGAAAACAGACCCUUCAAGUGAAAAAGUCUCAGUCUGGGCGUUUGACACUGAAACUGAAUGCUGGUCACUUCUGGAAGCAAAGGGAGACGUUCCGGUUGCGCGUAGUGGUCAUACUGUCCUUAGAGCAAGCUCAGUUUUGAUUUUAUUUGGGGGUGAAGACGUAAAGAGGAGGAAGCUAAACGAUCUGCAUAUGUUUGAUCUUAAAUCCUUGACAUGGCUGCCACUUCAUUGCACGGGAACAGGUCCUUCACCAAGAUCAAACCAUGUGUCUGCCCUCUAUGAUGAUAAAUUACUCCUGAUUUUUGGUGGAUCAUCAAAGUCCAGGACGUUAAAUGACUUGUACACGCUUGACUUCGAGACGAUGGCAUGGUCAAGAAUUAAAAUACGUGGAUUCCAUCCUUCACCUAGAGCUGGUUGUUGUGGAGUGCUUUGUGGAACUAAAUGGUAUAUUGCUGGGGGUGGUAGCAGGAAAAGAAGACAUGCUGAGACUUUAAUAUUUGAUGUUCUAAAACUUGAAUGGUCUGUUGCUGUUGCUUCACCAGCUUCUUCUAUCACAACCAACAAGGGAUUCAGCCUCGUCCUUGUGCAGCAUAAGGAAAGGGAUUUUCUUGUGGGUUUUGGUGGUUUCAAGAAAGAUCCAUCAAAUGAGGUUGAGGUACUUAUUAUGGAAAAAAAUGAAUUGUCAAUGGGCCGCAGAUCAAGCUUAAGUAAAGCUGCUGGGAACUUGCUAUCUGGGAAUCGUUUGACAUCCACUGGGCCUGCUUCUCAGCCAGUUAAUGGUACUACUACCUCUCAUGUGGAUUCCAUAGCGAGACAGAAUCUAGCCUCUGCGGUUGAGCAUCAUGGCUCUGGUAGAAAAUCAUUGUCAGAGUCUUUACUCAUUGAUCCUAGUUCUGUGUCUGGUAAUGUCUCACUUCGCAAGCAAUUUUCCAAUGAUGAAGACGCCAGUGCAAAGAUGACCAAGACCUCAGGAGAUGAAAGUCCUUCACAGGAACAAGGAGCAAAACAACUAGACAUAGGACCCAAAACAAGCAGCAAUGGAGGUAAAAUUAUGUCUGAGGAGAUGUCUACUAUCUCUGAAUCUGGACAUUUGCCUACUCAUUACAGACAAGCAAGUGCAAACUUUUUUCAAGACACUGAUGAUUUUGUCUUCCAAGAAGGUGAUUAUAAAGCUGGAUUGCCAGCUUCAUCAGGUGCUUGUCAGCAGUAUGAAGCAAAACUAUCUUCCUUAAUGAGAAAGAAUGGAAUUCUAGAAGGACAGCUGACAACUGCAUUGGCUGGCCGUGAAGCAGCAGUGAAGAGUAAACAGGACAUGGAGAAAAAGAUGGCUGAUGCUGUAAAGGAGAUGGAGUUGCUUAAAGAAAAGCUAGCUAGUGUCGAAAUGGCCCAGGAAGAGGCUAACAGUUUAUCCAACAUUGUCCACUCUGAUAAUGUCAGGCUUGAGCAUGACGUGGCUUUCCUCAAGGCAGUUAUGGAUGAUACACAGAAGGAACUGCAUACAACAAGAGGAGUCCUUGCUGGAGAAAGGGCAAGAGCUUUCCAGUUGCAGGUUGAAGUUUUCCAUUUAAAACAAAGAUUGCAAUCACUGGAGAAUCGAUCUCCAACACCUCGGAAACCUUUCCACGUUUAGAAUAUAUAGCAUGACAUUUUGUAUAUUAGUUGCGACAAGAUUAUGUACAUAUAUGUUAGACUUGAAUUGUCAUUGACUCGUUUUAGGAAGAAUCAAACACCAACUAUCCAGAUUGCUUAAGCCUGCAAAGUAGUUCACCUGGCAAAGUUCAAAUUUUGUUAGAAUAUCAACUACAAUGUUGUACAUUAGCUGCAAUUUCUAUUGUAUUGUAAUAUUU
Solanum verrucosum is the source of this 2457-nucleotide messenger RNA. Its product is annotated as acyl-CoA-binding domain-containing protein 4. NCBI's taxonomy places the organism in Eukaryota, Viridiplantae, Streptophyta, Magnoliopsida, Solanales, Solanaceae. The transcript has 16 exons. Bases 450 to 2240 code for a protein of 596 amino acids. Gene Ontology annotation, molecular function: protein binding. The record is from RefSeq and is a predicted model, not a curated record.